This is a messenger RNA of Notothenia coriiceps (black rockcod), 500 nucleotides long. RefSeq names its product G patch domain and KOW motifs (gene gpkow). The record is from RefSeq and is a predicted model, not a curated record. Gene Ontology annotation, cellular component: spliceosomal complex. The transcript is spliced from 3 exons. Gene Ontology annotation, biological process: mRNA splicing, via spliceosome. NCBI's taxonomy places the organism in Eukaryota, Metazoa, Chordata, Actinopteri, Perciformes, Nototheniidae. The annotation marks the transcript as partial.
UCAUGGCGUCGCACGGGGAAGAUGUUCCUGGGGACGAAACAGAGAAAAAAACAGCCCCGCUGUCUUUUGGAUUUACUAAAACAGUUAGCAAAUUCAAACCUUCCUCUGUGGAAGGAGUGACAGAAAGAGAGGACAAAGAUUACUUGACGGGAAUUGACGGGAAAGAGUUGCAGAGUACCAAGCCCUCAGAGAAGCCCAAAGAGCUGAUCAUCCCUCUGAUCCAGAAGAACCGCUGGCACCACCGGGCGGACCGAGCAGCGCCAAGCGAGCCGAGCGUAGCGACUGAAGCCAAAACACAGGAAGCUGCUCCGGAGAAUGACUCUGUGGAGUCCCAGGCCGUCAAAGAGCUCAUUGAAGACUCUCGGAGGCAGCUGGAGGAAUGGCAGAACGGCCCUCAGGCAGAGAACCUGAACCUCUACAUCCCCCUGCUGAUGCAGAACCAAGUCCCCGAGGGUUUCGAGGACGGAGACCACGUGAAGGUGGAUCUGAGGCCUGAAUCC